Symbiodinium natans is the source of this 1449-nucleotide messenger RNA. The record is from the annotation of a GenBank genome assembly. NCBI's taxonomy places the organism in Eukaryota, Dinophyceae, Suessiales, Symbiodiniaceae.
AUGGAUCUCAGCAGGAUGCCAAGGAGGGGGGCCGAGGCCAAGGCGGCCAAGGCGGUCGCGGCCAAGGCCAAGGCGAAGGCCGAGUUCAUGCUCGGCGUGGUGCCCGCACCCGCCCUACCCGAUGUCGUUCAAAGGGGCGGAAGUGGUGGGAGUGGUGGAAGUCAAGACGACGUCUCGCCAUUCCAGUCCAGCAAUCAAAGUCCUGCGUUGCCGGUGAGCCCCGCGAGCCAGGCUGUCAGGCCCACGCGUAGCAGGUGCUCUUCCAUGAGCCAGAUGCGGUUAGUCGCAGACCAGGAUCUCCUCCGCAGGGCUACGCUCAUCUUCGCGAGUCGGGAGGACCUGCCGGAGGAUGAAGAGAAGUGUCGAGCUGCAGACUGCUUCAUGGUGAUCGUGAGUGGCUUUCUUCAAUUGUUCAUGGGGCUUCUGCCUGGAGGGUGGUCAAAGCGCCGGCCGAUUUCAUCCCUCGUCAUCGCGGUGGUCUUGACUGCUACGCCAUGGUUCAUCAGCCUGUAUGGGAUGAUUGUGUGCUCCGGCAUGCCGCAGUGGAGCCACGUAAUCCACCUCAUGGAGCAAACGUCCUUUCUGGCACUGCUCUGGGGGGUGAGCUGCUCCAAAGGUUUCCGUGAACUUGUGAUGGUAAGGAUGCACGAGGUGCAGGAGAGGCUCGACUCGGCCAUGCAGUCUUCGAUGAAGUGGGAUUUCAUGCCCAUCUUCGCCGCCAUGGCCAUCUGGAUGCUUUGUUAUGCGGCGCAGCUCCAGAUGAGCCUCCAGGUGGAGACUUCUUGGAGUUCUUGGAGUGGUUUGCUGCCCAUGCUCCCCGCCCUGCCCCGUGCCGCAUGGGCCUACACCCUGCUUCGUUUCAACCGCUUCUUGAUCCUCUUGGUGGACUGCUUUGCUCAAUCUUCCGCCCGGCACAUGGACGAGAUGAACCUUGUCUACGAACAGUGGGCGUGUAUCGUCGCCUUUGCUGGCCAGGCUUCCCGUUGGACGGGCACGGUCUACUUUCACAUGUCGACCUUCUCGUUCCUCGGCAUCUUCCCGCCUUUGACAGCAGUGUUCCUUGAUGCACAGCAUGGCUACACAGAGAUGCUGCUGCCACAGCUUUUUGCCAGCAUUGCAUACGGUUGUCUCGCAGCGUACGUGCUGCACCGAGCAGCAGCUGUAAGCCGGCAGCGGGACAAUGCGGUGGCAUGCACCAACAGCAUUCAGUGGGCCUUGUCACCAUCUCAACGCAGGGACCACGACAUCUUAGUGAGCUACAUGGCGCGCAGUGACUUGGGCAUUUCCAUGUGUGGCAUAUGCGUGACGCCAUCUCUUAUGCUAAAGCUGGCGUCCAUCUUGGCGACCGCUGCCUCUUUUCUUGUAGCCCGCCUCGUGAGUCUUCCGGAGGAUGAGAAGGCGGACAUUGCGGACCAAUGGGAUCGUUUCAUUCAGGCCUUCGGGGCUUAG